Messenger RNA from Saprolegnia diclina VS20, 330 nucleotides. RefSeq lists its product as hypothetical. Lineage: Eukaryota; Oomycota; Saprolegniomycetes; Saprolegniales; Saprolegniaceae. Bases 1 to 306 code for a protein of 101 amino acids. The transcript has 2 exons. The record is from RefSeq and is a predicted model, not a curated record.
AUGAGCAAGCCCAAGACCAAGUGGACGAAAGACGAGCUUGCGCAACUCAAGCUUGUGAACCCCAAGCUCACGACGUGGAAGGAGGUCCAGCUCGCCUUUCUUCGCCACAGCGCUGAAGACUGCCGACAGAAGUGGCAUUCCGAGUUCACCUCCAACAAAAAGGGACCAUGGACACUCGAAGAAGACGAGAAACUUCGCCACGCCAUGACUCUCACGACCAAGUGGACCACGGUCGCCCGCAUUGUCGAGACGCGCUCGUACGCUAUUCCGCCCGUCGACAACAGAACGACUCACCUCUCUCUUUAGGUAUCGCCAGUGCCAGACCCGCUG